GCUUGAUCAAUGGCUUUUAAAAACGUUAUAGCGCGAGCCCAGAAAACGGAAAACCAUGAUGGUCUAGUGACAUUUUUCAAUGUAUCAAAAAGCAAUGUGCGGUACCUUUAGUUUUUAUUACGCAACGCUAUUCAAAGUAUGAGAAUCAAGAGUUUGUGAAAAUGUAAGUCGAUUAAAUUUUCUCAAGGAUUUUAUCACAAGUUAAUGUCGUUUUCAUUUAGUUAGGAUGGAUGAAAUAAAUUAUUGACCACGGUAUUGUACAAUUUUAACAUGGUAUUUGUUUUCCGCUCGAUCGGAACGACUCGGAACAUAACAUGUUUCUCUCAGUUGUUGAGACUUCACAUUGCAACGUAUUCAAAGAAGGCUGCGGCAGCUGUAAAAACGUCGCCAUCGCUUCCAAAAGAACGCGAUAUAGCUGCUUCAAAAAGUGGACAACCUAAAGUAAUUUCUCCUCGAUUAACAUCGAUCCAUGAUAUAGAAAAGCCUUGUGUAGAUGAAAAUGAGUUUAUUGUACGAAAAGACGGGGGUGUCAGAAAGGAACCAGAAUGGAGGUAUAUGGAGCUAGAAUUGGACAAACUGAAAAAGCAUUGCCUCAUGCUGUCUAAGAUAAGGUUAACAUCACUGGUUGUUGUGACUACCAUGGCAGGAUAUAUAUUAGCCCCUGGAUCUUUCGACACUUAUACGUUUGUAGCAUGUUCUGUUGGAACUGGAUUGGUUUCGGCUACGGCAAAUGCCAUCAAUCAAUUUUUCGAAGUUCCCUUUGAUGCACAAAUGUCCAGAACCAAAAACAGAGUAUUAGUUAGAUGCCAUUUGACGCCGGCGCAUGCUGUAACAUUUGCAACAAUAUCCGGUAUUUGCGGAUUAUCUCUAUUAUAUAGCGAAGUUAACGGUCUGACCGCGGCAUUGGGAGCAACCAAUCUGGUUCUCUAUACUUUAAUUUAUACUCCUAUGAAACGUGUUAGUAUACUGAAUACCUGGAUAGGAUCAAUUGUUGGAGCAAUACCACCGCUAAUGGGUUGGACAGCUUGUGUCGGUGACAUAGCCUUACCCGGUGCCUGGAUCAUGUCUGGUAUGCUAUACGCGUGGCAGUUUCCCCAUUUCAACGCUCUGUCGUGGAACUUGCGGCCAGAUUACUCUCGAGCUGGUUACAGAAUGAUGGCCGUUACGGAUCCCAAAUUAUGUCGUAAAACAGCGUUACGUUAUACUGCUAUAUUAACGGUUCUUUGUUACUUGGCGCCCAUGUUUGACGUUACCAACUGGUGGUUUGCCGUGGAAUCGACACCUCUCAACGCCUGUUUCCUUUACUUCGCACGAAAUUUUUAUAAGCAUUCUGACAGUGGAAGUUCGCGAAAGCUGUUCCGCUUCUCGCUAAUUCAUUUGCCGACGCUUAUGAUUCUCCUACUCAUAAACAAAAAACACUGGUUCAGUGAAAACACACAAAAGGAUACUCUAAUCAACGAAGAAAAGAAGAACGAUUUGUACUCGUUGUUAACGAAGUUAAUCGGAACGACGACCUGGACCGUUUAAGACAAUAACACUAGUCGAAUUUGUAUCGUUGAUACUGACUUUAGAAACAUAAGUCUUUGUGGAACGAUCGUUUGAUGAUCGAUGAGGUGCAUCAAAAGUAUUUUGUAAAAUAGAAUAACGUGUAAAUAAAAAUAGUUAUUUGUUACAAGA
Megalopta genalis is the source of this 1677-nucleotide messenger RNA. RefSeq names its product Cytochrome c oxidase assembly factor 10 (gene Cox10). Gene Ontology annotation, biological process: heme A biosynthetic process. The record is from RefSeq and is a predicted model, not a curated record. Lineage: Eukaryota; Metazoa; Arthropoda; Insecta; Hymenoptera; Halictidae. Gene Ontology annotation, molecular function: protoheme IX farnesyltransferase activity. Gene Ontology annotation, cellular component: mitochondrion; membrane.